Clonostachys rhizophaga is the source of this 615-nucleotide messenger RNA. The record is from the annotation of a GenBank genome assembly. Lineage: Eukaryota; Fungi; Ascomycota; Sordariomycetes; Hypocreales; Bionectriaceae.
AUGUCAGCCUUUCCCCCACCACCAGUCAACACCAUUGACUGGUCCAAUGUCGGCUUCAAGGUUCGCGAGGUCAAUGGCCACAUCGAGUCCACCUGGUCCAAGUCCACCGGGGAAUGGACCCCCCUCCGCUUCGUCGCCGACCCCUACAUGCGAAUCCACGGCAUGGCCCCGGCCUUGAACUACGGCCAGCAGGCCUACGAGGGCCUCAAGGCCUUCCGAACCCCCAACGACGCCGCCAUCACCAUCUUCCGCCCCGACCGCAACGCCCGCCGCAUGCAGCACUCGGCCGACGUCGUCUCCAUGCCCCGAGUCCCCGAGGAGCUCUUCCUCAAGGCCGUCAGGGCCGCCGUGGCCCUCAACGCCGGGUUCGUGCCCCCCCACGAGACGGGCGCCGCCCUCUACAUCCGACCCCAGAUCUACGGCUCCAGCGCCCAGCUUGGCCUGAGCCCCCCCGACGAGUACACCUUCGCCGUCUUCGUCAUCCCCACGGGCGUCUACCACGGCACGCACCCCGUCAAGGCUCUCAUCCUCGAGGAGUUUGACCGCGCCGCCCCCAACGGCGUCGGCAGCGCCAAGGUCGGCGGCAACUACGCCCCCGUCCUGCGCUGGAGCGAC